Leopardus geoffroyi (Geoffroy's cat) is the source of this 3040-nucleotide messenger RNA. RefSeq lists its product as uncharacterized. Gene Ontology annotation, molecular function: nucleic acid binding; RNA-DNA hybrid ribonuclease activity. NCBI's taxonomy places the organism in Eukaryota, Metazoa, Chordata, Mammalia, Carnivora, Felidae. Bases 320 to 1585 code for a protein of 421 amino acids. The transcript has 3 exons. The record is from RefSeq and is a predicted model, not a curated record.
GCACCGUCAUUUGACCUUAUUGCAAUAUGUAGAUGAUAUCCUGCUGGCGGCGGAGGACCAGGACACUUGCCUGCGAGGCACCAAGGACUUACUCCAGACUAUAGCAGCUCUAGGAUACCGGGCCUCAGCCAAAAAGGCCCAAAUCUGCAGAGCAGAGGUGAGCUACCUAGGGUACAAAUUAAAGGAUGGACACAGAUGGUUGACGGAUGUGCGGAAGGAAACCGUCCUAAGGAUCCCACAGCCGCAAACCGUCCGUCAGGUACGUGAAUUCCUGGGGUCGGCAGGGUUCUGUUGAUUAUGGAUUCCAGGUUUUGCUGAGAUGGCCAGACCCCCCUAUGAGGCCACCAGGCACCAACAAAAUACUGAAUGGACAGAGGCCAUGAACAAGGCCUUUAAUGACCUUAAACAGGCCUUGCUGUCUGCCUUGGCUCUCAGGUCGCCUGACCUAACCAAGCCCUUCUACCUGUAUGUAGACGAGAAAGAUGGGGUGGCAAAAGGGGUCCUUGUCCAGUACAUAGGUCCCUGGAAAAGACCCAUAGCUUAUCUCUCUAAAAAGCUGGACACAGUGGCCACUGGAUGGCCCCCAUGCUUAAAAAUUAUUGCCACGGUGGCCACUAUGGUCAAGGACACAGACAAGCUAGCCAUGGGGCAAGAGCUAUAUGUUACCACCCCACAUGCUAUUGAAUGGGUAUUCAAACAGCCCCCAGACCGCUGGAUCAGCAAUGCACAUCUGACCCAUUAUCAGAGCCUACUGCUAAACCCCACCAGAAUUUUAUUCAAGCCACCUACAACCCUGAAUCUGGCAACGCUACUCCCUAACCCAGACUGGGACCCCCCCCUCUGCAUAACUAUUAAGAGAUUUUGGCACAGGUGCAUGGAAUCAGGGCCACUGCCGAACGCGGACGCCACCUGGUAUACGGACGGCAGCAGUUUUGUCCGAGAAGGAAUCAGAUACGCGGGGGCAGCCGUAACCACAAAGACGGAGAUCAUCUGGGCAGAGCCAUUGGCAGCCGGAACAUCGGCUCAACGGGCAGAACUGAUCGCCCUGGCCGAGGCACUAACCAUGGGAGAAGAUAAACGAAUAAACAUUUACACCGACAGCAGGUACGCCUUUGCCACCGCUCAUAUCCACGGAGCCCUUUACAGAGAGAGAGGGCUUCUGACAGCAGAGGGAAAGACUAUUAAAAACAAAACAGAGAUUCUUGAGCUCCUAAGGGCCCUCUGGCUGCCCAAGGCGCUAGCUAUCAUCCAUUGUCCAGGACACCAAAAAGCAGACACACCAGUAGCCAGGGGAAACCGGCUAGCCAACUCAAAAGCAAAGGAGGCGGCCCUUUCGGUGACCCAGGUUUUAACAACCACACUACCCGAUCCGGGGGCACCGACCCUGCCGGACACCCCCAACUAUACUGGCACUGACUUACAACCGAUUAAACGCUCGCCUAUGACCCAAUGCUUGCGUGGCCAGUGGAGGGCCGCAGACUCCAGCAUCAUCCUGCCAGAGGAACUAGGACGAGGAGUCCUAUCCAAAAUGCAUCGGAGUACUCAUGGGAACAAGAAAGAUGGAAGACCUCGUACGACAUGCUAAGAUCAUUAUUAAGGACUCUUGAGCAAAGAUCGAGCAGAUCGUGGCAAGCUAUCACGCAUGCCAGCUAACCAACGCCACCACCCAUGGGUCUAACCCCGGAACCCGACUCAGGGGAGACCGCCCAGGAACAUACUGGGAAGUAGAUUUCACUGAGGUAAGGCUUGGAAAGUAUGGGUAAAAGUACCUGCUAGUUUUCAUAGAUACCUUUUCAGGGUGGACAGAGGCAUUCCCCACCAAGCACGAAACAGCACAAAUUGUGACCAAAAAGCUGCUGGAGGACAUUCUGCCAAGGCGAUUGGGUGUACAUGCGGAGGCACCAACAGCAGACACUCCAACCUCGCUGGAAAGGACCCUACAUUGUGAUCCUGACUACGCCCACCGCUCUCAAGGUCGACAGAAUAACUCCUUGGGUCCACUACACCCAUGUCCGGCCAGCUGAUCCACACGCCGUCCUCAAGGACUUUGUUCCAGAAUGGAAGAGUCAGCCCAACAAGGACAAUCCCUUAAAGCUAAGGCUGCGUCAUUCCCACUUACCCCACUAAUAUUACUUGCGCUAUACCCCCUCGUGUACACACCCCCACUAACCACUUAAUCUAACCUGGCAAAUCAUCACCCCAAGCUCUAAUCAGGUAGUAACCCAGCUGUCAGAGCUACACCCUAGAGGGACCUGGUGGCCUAAUCUGACUAUGACUUGUGUGAACUAUUCAGUCAGGACCCCUGGCACCAAGGCAGAAUAGGAAUACCGGGAUGUGGCACCGAGAGGGCCGAGACAGCCCUCCGAGAUACCUGUUUUUACGUGUGUCCGGCCCUCUCUCAGUCUGACCAUAAUAAGGCCUCCAAAUGCAGUGGCUGGACGGACUGCUUCUGCAAAACAUGGGGUUGCGAACAAACUGGGAUAUGCAAUUGGCUGUCACAAAACCCAUCUGGCCUCAUAAAAAUCUAACUGAAUACUACGCACCCCUCAUGCUCGGAACGCCUUUACUGUAAUCCAGUCACCAUUUCCUUCACGGAGACCGGGAAACAAGAAACAAAUUGGGGGGUAGGACUUCUGUGGAGACUCCGGCUUCACCAAAGCGGGUAUGAUAAUGGAGUCCUAUUCAUGAUCAGACAGCUAGAGAAACCAAAAGGUCAGACCCAAGGGAUAGGUCCCAACACUGUGCUAAUGCCUCCUCAACCUCAGGCAACACCUGCAGUACCCCCUCUGAAUCUUGCCCACAACAUGUCCAGUGGGGGCACCCCAGUUCCGACUCUCCUCUCCCCUCUCCUCCCCCUCAACCCUUCUCAGCACCCUCUUUGUGCCCUGAUGUCCAAGGCUUACAAAUUCCUCAACGCAACUAAGCCCAAUCUUACCUGAUCCUGCUGGCUGUGCAAUGACGUCCGCCCCCCCUUCUAUGAGGGUAUAGCAAUAAUGGGUCAAUAUAACAUGACCAUGGACCCUAAUGCUUGCAGGUGGAG